Lichtheimia ornata is the source of this 816-nucleotide messenger RNA. RefSeq lists its product as uncharacterized. The record is from RefSeq and is a predicted model, not a curated record. Lineage: Eukaryota; Fungi; Mucoromycota; Mucoromycetes; Mucorales; Lichtheimiaceae. The transcript has 4 exons. Bases 1 to 816 code for a protein of 271 amino acids. Gene Ontology annotation, molecular function: GTP binding.
AUGACAGUAUCCAACGCCAUUUUGAACGAGACCAAUCUCAACGAGCACUUGAAUGAUCCACAAACUCAUGUUGUCAGCGCGAUUGGAGCUCUCGGAACGGGUAAAUCCAGUCUAUUGAACACCAUGUGCGGCGAGCGUGUAUUUGAAACAGGCGAAACAUUUGCCACCACCACCACUAUUGCUAGUGUUGUGCGAUCAUGGAAAUACAUCCCCACCACCAAGUAUGUCCAUCUGGUUGAUACACCUGGUCUAUGUGCUUCAUCUGCUCGUGAUCGACAAAACGUUCAAGAAAUGGUGCGUUACUUUAAGAGCCUUGCUUAUGGUGUGAGUGCAUUUCUAUUAGUAUUCGACAUUAAGGAUAUUCGUUUGGAUGCUUACACACAAGACAUGCUCAGCCUAUUCCAACAACUUCUUGGCAAGGACUUUUGGAACUUUGUUGUUCUUGUAUUCACUCAUGUGGAUGAUGAGGUUCGAGAUGAAUUGGACGAUGCCAUUGAAGCGGUGCUUGAUCCCGAAGAGGGUUUCGUGGCUGAGAUUACACGAUUAUACAAGUUGUCCCCCAAAUCAUUUGUUCCCAACGUCAUUUUCGCAACCACCAAAGAUGUGCGCAUGAGCAGCUACGGUCAACGACAAAUCCGAGAGAUAUACAAUUCCGUUGUACGUUGCGAGGCAAGGAACGAACAUCGUCGAUUCAAUUGUACCUGGUUACAACAAAUUCGAGCUCAUUCUUCAGAAGAGGAAAAGACUGAAUUCAUCACUCAAAGUAUUAUGGGAGCAUGGUCCAACAUGGCAUCCAAUGUAUGUAGACUGCAAUAA